AUGUCUAGUGAUACUAAUAAUAGAGAAAGGGCAAUAAAAUCAUUAGAAAAAAUCAAAAAAGAAUGCUUAAAAAGUGCAAAUGAUUUAAAGAAAAAACUUGAAAAUUGUGAGAGCGAAGCGGAAAAAGAAAUAAGUAGUUUAGAAAAAAAUUGUAUAAUGGCUAUUGAUUAUGCAAUGCAUUUUAUUGAAAAGUUACCUGAAAAUAGUCGGGAAACACCAGAAAAAAUUAAAAACUCUUAUUAUAAAUAUAAUUGAAUUCUUCAAGAAAAGCUCAAGCAUUUUUAUCUCAAACUCUUUUAAAAAUCAACCAUUAAGUAUCAUUAUAUAUAUUUGAUAUAUGAAUCUCCAAGAAGUUUCAGCCCAAGUCAAUUAUUAGAAUCAUUUAGACUAAAAACUGAAAAUUCUCUAUUAAAUAACAAACUUAAACAAAUCUCUCCUGCUAGAAAAUCUCCAGCAAGAGCACCUGAAAGUCCAGCAGAAAAUGAAUUAAUAGGGAGAAUUAAAGAAGAAAACAAAGAAUUAAAAGAAAAAUGUGAGAGAUAUGAAAAAGAAAUUAGUGAAUUAGGCUAUAAAUUAGCUGAGGCUGACGAAGUUUAUAAAGAGCAAGAAAAUGCUGUAGAGAGGCUAAUGCAAAAUAGUUUUCAAGUCCGGGUUGAAAAUUCUCAAUUGAUUUUAGAUAACAGGAAAUUCAGGAAUAUAAUAGAAGAAUUAAGAAUAAAAAACGAGUUUAGCAAUAGUGAAAGCAGUAAAAAAACUUUGAGUGUAGUCUGUGAAAAGAGUAUAGGAAUUAUUAGCAAAAUGAAAAAUAAAAUAGCAAAAAUUGAAAAUUGUGGGAAUAUUAUAUGCUAUCCUGUUAUUAAGGCAAACAAAGCGAAAUUUUCUUUUGGGAGUCUCGAAGAACUUGCGGAUAGACAUCAUAAUAGCAAAAAUUUAGAAAUUGAAACUCAAAGAGAUAUAAAAAUCUAUGGUAGAAGUGCAAAGAAGUUUCGACCCUACUUAGAGAUUGAUUUUUUAUCGAGAUUUAAUAUAAAGGCUAACUCUCCCCUCCGUGAGUGAACAAAACCAUUAGAAAAAUCGCUAUUUUUUGCCCAAAAACCCACCCUCCGUGAGUGAACAAAAAUUUUUUUAAUAGAAAAAUUUUUUAUGGAAAAAAUUUUGAUAUAUAAAUAAUAAUUAGUAUAAUGAAAUCUAGAGCCAAUCUGUUUAAUUUUAAACGAAUUGCUUUUUUAAAACAUAAAUUUUACAAAUUGAAUUAAUAUUUGCUUUCCAAUUUUUGCGAAUUAGGAUUUUUUUAAAUUUCGAAAAAAAAUAUUUGUUAUAAAAUUUAUAUAUAAAUUUUUUUAAAAAAAAAAAAAAUUAACACCUCUCCGUGAGUGAACAAAAUUUUUUUGUUCACUCACGGAGGGGGGGAGUAAGCCAAAAAUUAUGAGCGAAGAUUCUAUUAAUGCUAUCUCUUUUCAAGUAAAGCCAAAAUUGGCUCUGAUAACUAAGAGCAUACAAAUAUUUCCUAUCAAAAUGAAACUAAACAAACCUACAAAUUAUACGAGAUCUGAUCUCAAUCAUAUACACAUUUUUCCUUUGAAAAUCGAAGUGCUACAAUUUUCUAGCCAGAUAUCCAGAGUAGAAACACAAAAAUCUAACUGUUUAGUUAUUGAAAAAUUAAUGCCAAGAAUAAAAAUCACCCCUCCAAAAAAGUGAUAUCAAAAAGAGCAAGCCACAUUGACUCUUGACAUAAAACUCAAAGAAUCAUCAACCCAUAGUUUGCCAAUCUUUCCUACAAUCCAAAAAUUACAUCAAUAUAGGCCAAAUUUAAAUAUUUCAAAAUCAUCAAUUUUUAUACAGAUUGCAAAGCAAAAUUUAAGUGAAUUUAGUAAUAAUGGUGCGAUAAUCCCAUUAAAAGUAAAAUCUUAUCAAUUGCAAAAUCUCCCAGCAUUAUCUUUUAAUAAUGGCACAAAAAAUAAAAAUGUGCAGCUUGUUUUCGAAAAUAUCAAUAUUUUUCAUACAGAAGAAGGAAUUAUUGAAGCUUGCAGGCCUAAAGACACGAGUGAUGAAGAAAUAGAAAUAUCAUCAACUUUAGCUUAUAUAAAACAUCCUUUAUCUAUUACAACUUCUUUUUCAUUUCAAGCUUUCCCUAAGCCGCUAAAACUUUUUGUGACAAAUUUACCAAGAGUUUUCCUUACUUCCCUCAUCCUUAAUUGAACGACGGGGAGUCUUUUUUAUUUUUAUGCAGAAUUAAUUAAAAAAUUUCAGAAAAAAUAUUCAAUUUUCUCAUAUAAAAAUACUAUGAAAAAGCUAUAAGAUAUAAAGUGUGCAAUAUAAUAUCAAUUAUGAUAGAAAUCACAUUAAAUUUGUUUAUUAGCAAUAUUCAUUAAAUUUUAAAUAUAGGUAGUAGAUUUGAGUUUGGAUAUUAUAUCAUUAUUGACCAUAUAAAAAUUAUUCGAUCAAGGAAGGAAUUAAUUCUCCCUAUUUAUAAAUAAAAUUAUUUGAUUAAGAAUAGGUGAAGUUAGAAAAACAAAGCCAAAAUUUUCCUUUUCUCAUGAGCGAGAGCUUACGCUAUCCCCAAUUCCUAAGUUGCCAUUAACUAAACAUUUAUUGCUCGUCACCUUAAAUCAUUUCGACGUCUGUCAAAAAGCUGAAUUAUUAGACAUAAAAUCCUUAUAUACCAUGAACAUUAUUAAAGGAAAGCCAACCUUAUCAAUUUGCCAAUUGAAGAAAUUUAAAUAUGUUCCAAUUAAAUUGUUAAGUAGUGCUGGAGAAGAGGAAUUUAAAACUGGAUCAUCUAGUCCUGGUAGAUCUCCAAGGAAGCAAAGGUCCGCAGCUAAUAGAAAACCUGCAAUUGAAGAAUUUUUUGCUUUGGUAAAAAUUAUAUAGACAUUACAAUCUGUAAUUAUGAAUAUGAAAAUUGAUGAAAGCAUAGGACCUCCAAAAGCAAACUCUGAAGAAUUAUUGAAAAUUGCUCAAGAAUCUAAAAUCCCUUUUAAUUUUUGGCAUGAUUGAUUAACUGAAAGAAUGAAAAUUAUUUAUAAGCAAAGCAAAAAAAAGCGCUAA
Molecule: messenger RNA, 3048 nt
Organism: Blepharisma stoltei
Lineage: Eukaryota; Ciliophora; Heterotrichea; Heterotrichida; Blepharismidae
Source: the annotation of a GenBank genome assembly